Messenger RNA from Linum trigynum, 1184 nucleotides. The record is from the annotation of a GenBank genome assembly. NCBI's taxonomy places the organism in Eukaryota, Viridiplantae, Streptophyta, Magnoliopsida, Malpighiales, Linaceae.
CGGCCAACCGACCGGGUAUGGUAAAGGAAACCGGAUCGUACCGGGCGGUUGAACCGGUAAAACCGGAAAUCGGGGCGUGGCCGAUACGAUAGUCGUUUGCUGGUUAAAAAAUCAUACCGGUCGGUUUUCCCGGUUAAACCGGCACAAUACGAAAUACCGCCCGGUUUUGGUCGAACCGGGGGUAAGCUUAUGGGAAGGAAACUGCGUCGUUUUGGCAUUAAAAAAAAAAAAAGAGAGAGAUCGGUCGAAGGCCAAUGAUCAAAACCCUAAAUCAUCAGCCAAACGAAAAAGAGCAGCGCAGUCUUCGUUUCUUCGUUUCCUCGUUUCCACCUGUUGGCGACCAGGAUCGCGGCGUCUCUCCUCCUCUUCUUGACCGGCGACUGGAGACAAGGACCGCCGCUGCUCCGCGCUCCGCAACCGCGUCUCUCCUCCUCUUCUCGACCGGCGACCGGAGACAAGGACCGCUGCUCCGCGGUUGCUCUGCGCUGCUCCGCCCUGCUCCGCGCUCCACCACUGCUCCGCCGGCACGCGAUUUUGUCUUGAUUCGCUGAUAAUUCGCGAAUUAUAUUUGGGUAGAGCGCGAAUUCUAUUUUGAGGAACGCGAAUUUCUCCAAUUUAUGCUACAUCCCAAUUUUGGCGAAGGCGCUGUAGGUUCUCAAGAAUGAACUCGUCGCCGCCCUCAUCUGCUGCUAACUCAGAUUCGGCAUGUCGUUGAUGAUUAAAUCAUCAUCACACCACUCCGCAAGCAUUUCGCAAUCAGCAGGCGGGAUUGUGAUUGUAGCGGGUGAAGAGGACGGGGAUCGAGGCAUGGCAGCAAAGUUCGAUUGUGGGGAGGAGGUUUGGGAGAAGGCUGAUCAUUGAGGAGAAGUAGUUUUGGGCGUCGAUUACUAGGAGGGUGGAGAUUUUUGGGUAUGGGUUUCGUUUUUGGGCAUUCUAUUUGGUGUAGGAUGAAGAUUUCAGAUUGCAUGUCGCCAUUGUUCCUCACUUGCUCUGCUGGUGCGAGAAGAAAGCGGAAUGAAGAAGAAGGAAAGGUGAUUUUGGAUCCGUUGUCGUCUAAUGGGAUGGAUGGGAGGUAGAAAUCUUGUUCGGCACCUGGGUUGGGCUGGGAUUGAUGAACAACGCUAUAAUGAAGUGGGCUGAGCCUGCAAGUGUAACAUAAUAAAUAAUAAAUGGACACAAUCCCU